This is a messenger RNA of Rubroshorea leprosula, 862 nucleotides long. The record is from the annotation of a GenBank genome assembly. Lineage: Eukaryota; Viridiplantae; Streptophyta; Magnoliopsida; Malvales; Dipterocarpaceae.
CUGUAAUUGUAUGUAUGACAAGUUUUGAGAAGCUUCAAAGUUGACAAAUCAAGAAAUCCUUAAUCCAACUUAUAAUAAGCUGAACAAUAUUACCUUAACAUCUUUGAGGGAAUUUUUGUUUCUCAAGUCUCUAUAUCUAGGGCAAUCAAUGAAAUAAUAGUAUCUUAAUAUCCUUGAGUGAGCUUCCAUCUCUCAAGUCUCUAUAUCUAGGCAACAACAAUUACCAAGCAUCUAGCCAUGCUGACAGUAUAGCUGUCCAUCCUUGGUUUAUAGAAACCCAUUUUCUUAUUGUUUCAUUGUAAUAUAUAUAAGACUCUACCACUGAAUUAGUAAUUGUACAUAUUGCAAGUUUUGAGAAGCAUUCUAAGUUGAGGAAUUUAGAAAUUCUUGAUCUAAGUUCCAAUCAGCUCAACAAAGAUAUCUUAACAUCUUUGAGUGAGCUUCCAUCUCUCAAAUCUCUCUAUCUAGGCAACAACAAUUUUCAAGCAUCUAACCAUGCUAACGGUAUAGUUGUCCAUCUUUGGUUUAUAAAUAACCAUUUUCUUAUUGAUGCCGAAAGGUCCAAUUCAAGGUAAAGAAGAAGAUGGUCCUAUUGAUAUAGAGGUAUUCUGUGUGAGUUUUAUUGUAUCAUACAUAAUGGUGUUGGUAACUAUUGCCGCAGUUCUCUACAUAAAUCCUUAUUGGAGGCAGGCUUGGUUCUUUUACAUUGAGAUGUGCUUCAAUUCUUGCUACUAUUUUAUGGUAGAUCAUCUACCCAAGCAAUUUCGUUAAAGAAAGUACCCAUAUUAUAGGUGUCAUUGCUAAUUAUGUUGUUUCCCCUUUUUUCCUAUUCAAAAUUGCAAUGAAAAGCCUCUUAUUAAAA